UACCCUCUUCCCUUUCAUCAGAAUCGCAAGAAAAACCAAAACUUGAAGCUCCAAAGCCCAAAUGGAAAACGCAGAGGAAGAGAAGGAGCGCGAUAAUACCCGCGGGUACAACAUAAACGAUAAUCACGACCUUCUCGCCGAGAUCUUCGCCCGUCUUGAUGGCCCUUCCCUCGCUGCCGCCGCCUCCGUUUGCCGUCUCUGGCAUGCGGUGUCCCGCCGGGACACCGUAUGGGAGGCCCUUUUCAACCGCCACGUGGCCGCCGAUUUUCCCGGCACGAGAGCCGUUGUUGCCGCCUUAGGCGGAUACCGGCGGCUCUACUGCCGCUGCGUGGGCCCCAUUGCCGACCGCCUCGCAGUUUCCGGAGAGCAUGCAACUACGACGGAGGCGGCGGCGGCGCGGCUUUCUUUGUCAUUGUCGCUGUUCUCUAUCGACUGCUACGAACGGCUUGGCGACGGCGGCUGGCAACGGCCGUCGUCGCUUCUUUUUUUGAGAAGCCCUGUUGAUGUCUCAUGAUGCUGCAGGGUAAGA
Molecule: messenger RNA, 529 nt
Organism: Dendrobium catenatum
Lineage: Eukaryota; Viridiplantae; Streptophyta; Magnoliopsida; Asparagales; Orchidaceae
Product: F-box protein SNE
Exons: 1
Coding region: 62-514 (150 amino acids)
Biological process (GO): regulation of gibberellic acid mediated signaling pathway; gibberellic acid mediated signaling pathway
Cellular component (GO): SCF ubiquitin ligase complex
Molecular function (GO): protein binding
Source: RefSeq, a predicted model, not a curated record